This is a messenger RNA of Trachymyrmex septentrionalis, 2292 nucleotides long. RefSeq names its product cyclin-dependent kinase-like 4. Gene Ontology annotation, molecular function: cyclin-dependent protein serine/threonine kinase activity; ATP binding. The transcript has 8 exons. Bases 748 to 2040 code for a protein of 430 amino acids. NCBI's taxonomy places the organism in Eukaryota, Metazoa, Arthropoda, Insecta, Hymenoptera, Formicidae. Gene Ontology annotation, biological process: protein phosphorylation. Gene Ontology annotation, cellular component: nucleus. The record is from RefSeq and is a predicted model, not a curated record.
CCGUUCCGAAAUUCUUGCUUUCACAUUUCAAUGAUUUUAUUCUUUCCAAUAUUUGACAAUACACAUUUGACAAUAAAGUUGAUUGAAUCUUCAUCCCGGUAACGUCUUGUUGUGUCGCUCAAGAUACAUAGAAAUAGACAAUCUGGGUUUGUUUUUAUCUUAAAGACUAAAACUUAUGAUAUCUGACAUGCGUGCGAAUAUCGUAUCAUAAAAAAUUUAUUGUAAAAAAGACUCACUAGGCACAGAGUUGGACCUUCGUCUAGUUUUCUGGCGUAAAUAUUGGUGACGAGUGACGAUAAUAAAAGUGCUGACGGAAUUUUAGCUUUAUUUACAGCACCUAGUACCAACUUUUGAGGUCUGAUACACUUGUGAUAUCGUAUUUUUAUUGCUGGAUAAAGUGGAUUGAAGGUUUGACAGAAAGUUGCGGUUUAGUAUUGAAUAGUAAUAGGCUUAUGGCUUAAAAGUAUAAAGACGAAAUAGAUUGCUAGAAGUGUCCUUUUUUUCUGACGUUUGACCCCUUAUUCCUUUAAACCGAUUCACCUGUGCCUUCCUCGAGCGAGGACUACCCCUUACUAAUUACCAGCAGAUCGAUAAUCAUCGAUGAGGGCCGUGCACGAGGCUUUCCGGAGCAGUUCAGGCUCGUCGGCGAGCGAGGGUAUAAAUCUCUUGGUGAAUAUAAAAAAGUUCAUAAUUUUUUGGUAACUAAAAAAGAUUGUGAAAUUUCUUCCUGCCAACUUUGCGAGUAAAAUGGAGAAAUAUGAAAAUAUUGAGAUAGUAGGCGAGGGAAGUUACGGACUUGUGAUGAAAUGCAAGCAUCGCGAAACCGGGCAAGUAGUGGCGAUAAAAAAAUUCUUGGCGACGGAAGAAGAUAUACAGAUUCGAAAAAUGGCGUUUCGUGAAAUAAGGAUGUUAAAGAAAUUACAUCACGAGAAUUUAGUGAACAUGAUCGAGGUGUUUCGACGAAGAAAACGGCUUUAUCUCGUGUUUGAAUAUCUUGAUCAUACCAUACUUGAUGAAUUGGAAGAAAAUAAUGGUCUUGACUGGGAGAGAUCAAGGCGAUAUAUUUUCCAAAUACUUCGUGGGUUGGACUUCUGUCAUAAUCAUAAAAUCAUGCAUCGUGAUGUAAAGCCCGAGAAUGUGCUCGUAUCACCGAAUGGCGUGAUUAAGCUUUGCGACUUUGGUUUCGCACGGUACAUCACCAACGAGUCCUGUACCGAUUACGUGGCGACGAGAUGGUAUCGCGCGCCAGAACUUCUCAUCGGUGAUUCCAAGUACGGUAGAGAGAUCGACGUCUGGGCGGCCGGGUGCAUCUAUGCCGAGAUGGUCACCGGCCAGCCUCUCUUUCCCGGCGACAGUGACAUCGACCAGCUGUAUCGCAUCAUAAAGAUCCUCGGUCCUCUUUACAAAUCGACGAAUGGUAGUGACAAACGUAUACUCCGGCACACAAAACCUGAUGAGACUGUUGGUUUAACACGACCCACGAGUCUUCGAAAUCUCUUUCCAACAUGGAGCUCGGCGGCGAUCGAUUUUUUGACACAGUGUCUUCGUACAGAUCCUACUGUCAGACCGAAGUGCCUUACGUUGCUGCAGCAUCCUUUCUUUUCGCAGGAUAAUUUUGCUGACAGGUUUCUCAGCGAGUUGCAGCAACUUGUCGCCAAAGAAUCCGCGACAAAUUUGCUCGGAAACAAGAGGGCGGAAUCGUCUUCCAGGAUCUGUCAUAGCAGCAUCGGAAGAUGGCAAAUGACGUUGAUCAAAGAGAGACGGAAUAACAAUACGGAAUCUGAAGCUAUGGAAAGCGAAAAUUCGCCAGAAGAUCGUCGUGUUAAUACGAAUGCCGCGAGUAAGCUGCAAAUAAAUCGACCGCGCGAAUUGCGUUACUUCGGACCCGUCUCGGUAAUACCAAACAUCACAUAUAUUCGACGGCUGGAGCACAAAGGGCUUCUGAUUCCUGAAUCGAAGGGCAGUGUAUUGCCAGCUCUGACAUCGAAAACGAACGCCAAGAGGAAAAAGCUUGAUCUGCUUGGAGUGAAAAAUCGUUGAUCAUGCUCAAUAAAGAGCACGUUUCUUUUUUGCAAUGCAAUAUUACUAAGCGAGGAAUGAGAGAGAAAGCUGUAUAGAGAAAUUCAUUAUGCGCGAGAUGUGGAGCGUGUACAUAUCUUAUACUUUACAUCUCUGUAAAUGGACAAAUGUAAAAUGUUAAAUGUCGAUAGUAUGUUUGUAAGAUGCGAUUUAUUCGCUGUAAGAAAGAGAAUAAACACUGAGAAGAUUUCCUUUUAUUUUAUACUAAAUAUA